Molecule: messenger RNA, 4708 nt
Organism: Bombus huntii
Lineage: Eukaryota; Metazoa; Arthropoda; Insecta; Hymenoptera; Apidae
Gene: scat
Product: vacuolar protein sorting-associated protein 54
Exons: 13
Coding region: 190-3102 (970 amino acids)
Biological process (GO): Golgi to vacuole transport; retrograde transport, endosome to Golgi
Cellular component (GO): GARP complex
Molecular function (GO): syntaxin binding
Source: RefSeq, a predicted model, not a curated record
UGAAACGUGUUAUAUUUGUUAAAGAGUAAAGAGCGAGACUAUGUUCGACGUGUGUUCGACGCUGAACGAUAGGGAAUAAGUAGAGUUACGAAGUAGUUGUCAAAAGUUUAAUUACCGUUUGCGGACUUCGAUGUGCUGUAAAUUAUACAAAUCGGUGACAGAAUGGCGAAGUAAAGUUGCAAAUGGAAAAUGGCGAAAGUCGUGAAAGUAUCCGAAUCGCUACCUACCGUUCUGAUUUGUGAAUAUUGUACUAACCUUACGUUCAAGCAAAUAGAAGAUUUCAUAAGACAUUUAAGAGAUCAGCAUUGUUCUAGGGAAGGAGGUUCGUUUGUGUGCCUUUAUGGUUAUAAUGGAGUAUGCACUAGUCUUCCUGUGGAAGGUGUUUCUGACAAAGAUUAUAUAGCACAUGCUACUAAGCACGCAACGAUGCAACAACAACGUAAAAGCAACGGUCAAUUGUCAGAGCCUUCUUCCUCAUGGACUGUGUAUUCCGCAGCACAGAAUUUACCAGCUGUUUUAAAUGAUCCUUUCAAAGGAAAACAAAGUAACUUUUUAACUCGUACUUGGGGAGACGGAUUCGUAGAGAAAGUCGAUAUACCUAAAAGUCCUUACCUUCCUGAAAUCACGAUGCAACAUUUUGAAUCAUAUUUAAAGAAAAUUACAAGGAGAUACCGAAAACAUUCUCGUAUGAAUUCAAAUGCCAAUAAAUCGACUACGCCUAACGAGUUGUUACAAAAUUUCCCAAGUUUAAGAAAAGUUAAAUCUUUAGAUCAAAUGCAAUUUGAUUUAUCUAAUAUCCCAAAAAUCUUCUUGAUACCUAAUUUGGAUCUUUCUCAGAAAGAUAAUUUUUAUGCUGUAUUUCCAUUUGCCAAAAAUGGAUUAUUAAAUGAGGAUUCUAAUAUAGUUCUGAAUGUAAAACAAAUGCAAGAGAAGCUAAGUCAUUAUUUAGAUGUUGUUGAAGUUAGAAUAGCAGAGCAAGUUGCUUCCAAAUCUCAAGCAUUUUUCCAUGCUAUGACUUCUCACGACGCCCUAAUGGAGCAACUUACACAAACUAUCACAGUUUUGAAAGCCCUUAGAAAAAAUAUACACCAAGUUGAUAAGCAUCUAGUCAAUGAUUCUUUGGAAAUUUUAAGGUUGGAACGAGCGAGAUCUAAUCGAUUAUUGGUUCAAGAAAAGCUGAAACUUAUGGCUACGGUACACCAAAGUCAACCAAUGAUACAACUGUUGUUAUCUACACCCGAUUAUGUUGCAGCCUUAGAUCUCAUUGCUACAACACAAGAAAUACUUUUACAGGAAUUGAAUGGAGUACAUAGUUUUAGACAUUUAAGCUCUCAAUUGACAGAAAUGGAAAAACUUGUUGAUAAAAUGUUAUCUACAGAAUUUCAAAGAUAUGCAACUGCAGAUUUAAACAGACCAUUAGGCGAGGAAAAUACAGUUUUGGAUGGUGAUAAACUUGUUUCCAUCAUUUCUGGUCUCCUACGGCAAAAACAUUUUCAAUUUGUGGAUACUUACAAAGAGGAAGCUGUAACAACGGUCCGAGCUGUAACAAAACAGAGGGUCAUAGAAGCUUUAGCAGCGAGUGAUUGUUGCAGUGAUCAACAAGCUGCAGCUUUAGAAGUUGGUGGACUUUCCCUCGCGGAAAGAUUGACAUUACUUCACAAUGCUAUACAAUCUUUAACAUUCCUCUUGUUACGAGUUAAGGCUGUUCACGAUGUAAUGCGAGAUACAGUAGACUUAGCGGCAGGCCGAGUACGUGACGGAUCAUUCGAUGAUACGAUUCCCGAUUGCUUAUUAACUCAAGCAGAACAUUCGCGAGUAACGAUAAAACUCAAUGAUAUGAUAACUUCGAUUUGUGAUUAUUGUCAUGAGCGAAUGGGAAAUCUGCUUUCUGCAGGUACAAAUGAUAAAGAUAGAUUACAAAGCGAAAAAGAGAAACUAAACAAUGAAAAUUCAAAUAAUAAACAAGAAGAAAAAGAAUAUCAAAAUUGGAAUGAUAAAUCAUCAUGGUUGAGCAAAAGGGCAACAACAGCUCAAGUAUGUCAACUAGCCAAUUUAGUUGAAGAGUUUACAGAAACUUGCGAGAAACUCUGUGGUAAACAAUGCACAGGUUUACGAUCUGCGUUUAAGGCACAAGCAGGUAAAUUCAUUCAAAGAUUUCAUACUGAGCUUAAGACAAAGCUUACCCUUUUAUUAGAAUCUGAGCGGUGGAAACAAGCUGAUGUACCACCAGAAUUUCAGUCAUUAGUAACAUAUGUAUAUGAAAACAAAGCUUUUCCACCGAAUCUAUUUAAAGUUGAUGAUAAAGUCAAGAAGGAUAAUGUCCAAAACUUCAUUAUGAUAGAAGAUGAAAAAUAUGCCAUUGUUGGUACAGCUUUAAUGCUUAUACAAAUGAUACACGAAUAUUGCAGAACUGGCAGUGAACUGAUAGCUUUAUCAGGAACAAUUGGAAGACAUUUAGCUGAAUUACUGCGGCAUUACAAUUCACGUUGUUGUCAACUUGUCCUUGGAGCUGGAGCAAUGCAAGUUGCUGGUUUAAAGACUAUUACUAGUACAAUACUUGUAUUAGCAGCACGAAGUUUGAAACUAAUUUUGUGGUUUAUGCCUUAUGUUAAAUCACACUUUCAAACGUUUGCAGAACAAAAACCUGGUCGUGGACUUGGUGCAUCUAGUAUAAGCGGUGGCGUUGCAUUACUGGAUAGCGUUGAAAAAGAUAUCCGUGCACAUGUGAAAGAAAUUGAAAGCAAAAUUCUUACUAUUGUCGACAAUCUACUAGGUGGUCAAAUAUCAAAAUGGACUGCAAGACCACCAGUACCAUCAAAAUCAUUUAGAAAUAUUUCUAGUUAUUUAAUGAAAUUACACGAAGCAGUUUCUGGAAUUCUUCCAGCAGUUGAAGUACAAACUCUAUAUCGUACAGUAAAUAUAUCCUUCAAAGAAAAACUUAGAGAACAAUUAGUCAAAAUGAAUAUAGUGAAUAACGGUGGUCCACAGCAUGGUGUAGUCACAUCUGAACUUACAUUUUAUCUAGAGGCAUUACGAAAAUUAAAAGUGUUACCAACUAAUGAAUUAGAUGACAAUUGGAUGAGUGAUAUAUGGACCAGAUAACAUGCAGAGCGCGUGAUAUAUUGCAUAAUAGAAGCAAUGAAAUAUUGUAGAAAAAGGUGACUAAUCUUUAUUACAGUCUUCCUUCACAUGCGUUACAUCUCAGUGAUUAUUAACGUUUUGACGGAUUUUUAAAAAUGUGGCUUGUAUUGAAAUUAUCCAUAUAAAUAUGUCUAAUUAUUUUAUUUAUAAGGUUGUAUGGAAUACAAGAUUAUGGUUUGAUAAUAUUAAUAUGUGUAUGUAUAUACAUAUAUAUAAUAUAUUCUUAUAUAAAUAUAUAUAUGUAUAUAUAUAUAUAUGAAGAAUUAACAAGCAGCAUUUUUAUAAAAUGCUCUAUUCAAUAUUUUAAAAAUAUGUGUAAAUAAUAAUCGGUUUUGUUUAAAAAAAUAUGAUAUUACUUGUAUUGUUUGUUGACAUCUCAAUACAAAUUGUAAGUUAACAAGAUUACUAAUAUUCGAUUACACAUAUUUUGCGUCUCCCAAGUAAUCUUAUAUGCCAUAGUGUUCAAAUAUAAAAUUUCAUAUGUAAGUAUGAAUAACUACACAAAGAAAUCUAUACAAAUAGUAGAAAAUUAUUUUCUUCCAUACCAAUAAGAUUAAAUAUACGAAGUUUAUUUGCAAUUGAAUACAAUAGUAAGCAUGUCAGAAAUUUGUUAUUAAUGAAAUGAUUCAAAUGAAUUGAAUUUAGCAUGUACGCAAAAGUAAGCAUGCAGUAGAAGGACCAAGAUAGGUACUAAAUUACUUGUUCAUUUUUUCCAUAACUAUUCAUGCGUUAUUUGGAUAUCUUUUAUUCUUCAAAAUUAGAAUUUUUUUUAAAUAUAAUAUUACAGAAUAAGAAAUUAGAAAUUUAUACAUUUUGUUAAUGAAACGUAUCAAGACCUAAAAUAUGCAUAAGAAUAAUGAAAGAUGAAAUAUGACUGCUUUUAUUGCUGUGUUCAUUACUCGAACUGAUUAUAAAGAGUACGUUGACAGAUAGAUUGCGACAAUGAUUAUUUAAACAUUUUUAUAUAUAGCAUACUGUUCACAUUAAUCUGUUUUUAUUGACAGAUUAUUGAAUGACUAAUUUCUAAAUAGUAAGCAUAUCUUACUGUUGAACAUAUUCUUUAUUAGAAUAUAUUAAUAUGGGGAUUUUUAUCAAAGUUUUUGAAAUACCCUGUCUCUCAUAUUCUUUUUUGCAUAUGAAUGUAUAUGUAUAUGCAACAAACGUAUAUAUCAUAAAACUACAAUUGCAAAAACCUAAGUAAUAACUUGCAAAAAGAUUAAAAAAUACUCCAUUUCAAGUAACGUUUAAUUUCUUAUCACGUGUGUUUAUUUCUAUUCAAAGAUACUGAAAAGAAUUAUAAAUUACAGCUUAAUUACAUUGUAAUGGGGAUUUUAUAAUGGAUUGUAAAUAUUUCUUUCAACCUCAUAACCAAAGAUAAGGUUACUAAUAGCUAAUAUUCUUCAGUUACUAAUAAAUUAUACAGUUACGAUGUGGCAGGCUUAUAUGACUUUCUGAAAUUAUGUUUGUUUAGAGUAGUUUUAAUUUAUUAUAAAUAUCUGGUAUAUGGUGCAUUCCGUUAUUAACUUCAUCUAGUCCAUUUUGUACAUAAAUAAAGACACUACAAUAA